AUGGGCACAGAGCAGAAAUCUUUCCUGGGAACUCUAUCUCCAUGGAGUACCCCACGAAGCGUGACGCCGCAACCGGCCGACCCUCCGAAGCCAGAGGCCCUGCAACGAUCACAAGGAGAAGAUCACACAGUGACCCAUCGGAAUCGGCUGAGCAUGCACCGCUACCCAGCGGAUUGCCCGGCAUUGAAAGUGAGAUGGUUCUACGCCGUGGACUCGCCAAAGCGGAAGCCCUCCCCGCUGGAGCAGAAAAAGGCAGACCAAAAGCCUCUACCCCCACCGAAGAAGUUUGUGCCAUUCCCCAAGAAAGAUUCCCAGUCUAUCGAAGGCACUUUUCAGAAACUAUCGGACAUCGAAGAGGCUCAGCGACAAAAUGAACCGAAACCCAGCGAGACGGUUGUUUCCAAAGUGCCUGUGAACGAGGACUUCUUGUUCAACGUGGAUGUGGAAGAACGAGAACUGAGCCCGACAUAUUGGAUUGCCCCUGUGUAUGAAGUCCGUCGGGGAACAUGGUUUAUACAAGAUGGAUCCGGUCUCAAACCGUGCGAAGAAAACCUUGCGACCCAGCUGGAAGAGGGAUUCAUCAAAAUGUGCCCGUGGAGGACUGAAUCCACCCCAGGCGGCCCUACCGAGCAAGCCGCGAGAACAGGCGAAGAAAGGUCUAGCCAGGCCAGGCCCGCGCUGGAGGACUCUAAAGCCCCGACACUGCACACUGCCAAGCAACCGAUUUCUCAAAGCAACGGGAACGACGCUAAUGGACCUGGAGCAGAGCCCCAGCAGUAUCGCCUUUUUGGGGCUUACAUGAACAGAGUGGUGGCCUAUCAAGAUUCCACAACCGCUUGGCUGAUGAAUGAUGAUUUCAUGUCGCGCUUCAGCACAUCCGUCUACCAAAAGCUAGGAGGCGUCCCGGGAACAAAGUUGGUCCGUGGGUAUGAGCCCAAAAAGCCCAAAGAGGCUUCUGAAGGGAAGAGCUCCAACCAAAAACAGAAAGACGAUGAUUUGCCUGCCACAGUUGUCAAAGACACAUUGAAAGAAGGAUUGCAACACUCCACAAUAGUACCCCCCAGAACAGCCCAAGCAGAUAGCCUCGAAGGCAUAGAAAGACCAAGGUCUACCAUAGAGCGACAGAUGUCAUCACUCGCGGGCGAGCCCCAAAAUCCAGCCGAACUUGAAGAGCAAGCCCGCAAACAGGAAGAGCAAGAAAUGGAAGAUUCGAGGGAGGUUGAAGGGGAGGAUAGAGAGCGCGAGGUGGAUCAUUUAAUUCUGGUCACUCAUGGGAUCGGUCAGCGACUCGGAUUGCGGCUAGAAAGCAUCAAUUUCAUACACGACGUGAAUGUGCUUCGCAAAACACUGAAAAAUGUUUACAAAGGUUCUCCUGAUCUUCAAGCAUUGAACUCCGCGUUCCCGGACGGCACUCAGAACUGCCGUGUUCAAGUCCUACCUGUGUGCUGGAGACAUCUUCUUGACUUCCCGUACCGGGGAGUCCGACAGAACAGAAAAGAGCUUGAUCUUACCGAUGCAGAUGCUCUUGAGGAUGAGGCGUACCCAAGCUUGGCAGAUAUCACACUCGACAGUGUCCCCGCGGUGCGAAACCUCAUUUCAGAUCUGGCCAUGGACGUCCUUCUUUAUCAAAGCGGGUAUUGCGAACACAUUUCCGACAUUGUCGUACGGGAGUGCAAUAGAAUCCUCGAACUAUAUCGGAAACAAAACCCUUCGUUCAAGGGCUCAGUCAGUCUCAUCGGUCAUUCCCUGGGAAGUGCAAUCCUCUUCGAUAUUUUGUGCCACCAGCAAGGCUGCGCAGAGCAGAACAGCAGCUCGAGUGGAAAAUCCCAAGCAAGUGACGAGCCAGCGUCCAAAAACACCAAGGCAAAUGCGCUCAGAUUUGAAUGCGAGGAGUUUUUUUGCCUUGGGUCCCCUAUUGCACUCUUUCAAAUGCUCAAGGGGAAAACAAUUGGCGGGUCUUCCGCCAUGGAUCCUCGACAUCGCAGAAAUACCUUGAAUGUCGACGUUGACCCGGCGCCGCGGGCGCCUGGACCCGGGCUAGACGAUAGUCCCACUAUAAUCUCGACCCCGAAGUGUCGGGAUCUCUACAAUAUAUUCCACCCUUCUGACCCCGUGAGCUACCGCGUUGAGCCUCUCAUAUCCCCAGCAAUGGCCAGCUUGAAACCACAGCCUCUGCCCUCGGUGAAGAAGAGCUUGUGGACAACCUCGGGGCAAAGUCUAUCCAUCCUGGGUAGUCGUAUGGGCCAAAGUGUGGGAUCUAUGUGGACAAACUUUACCACGGGCGUGGCAAGCAGCUUGUUGAACCGCAGCUUGGGGCUGACCAGCGAUGACGCUCCGACCUCACAUGCUACCGGCAAAGGGGCUGGUGAUUCAACCCACAAACGAACCCUGUCUGGUUCCACCCAGCAUGGUUCAGAGGCCGAUGAUCACCACCAGACUCUGAUUGAAUCUGAUUUAGAAACCCUGUAUGAUGGUUUCCAGAAAAGUCGCAGUAAUAACCAUGGAGAAAGUCCAGACCCAGAAGCCGACACCGACCAGGAGCGGAAGCUGAAAUUUGAAGAUGCUAAAGUACGUGCCAUGAACGCCAACGGUCGGGUGGACUAUAGCAUACAAGAGGGAGCAUUCGACAUCUCGCUCAUUGCCAGCAUUGCCAGUCACCUGACGUACUGGGGCGAUGAAGAUGUCAACCACUUUAUGCUAUCACAAAUUCUGUCCCGGAGGCAUCGGCAUAGGGUGAAGCAUAGACCAGCCACAUAG
Messenger RNA from Penicillium olsonii, 2757 nucleotides. The record is from the annotation of a GenBank genome assembly. Lineage: Eukaryota; Fungi; Ascomycota; Eurotiomycetes; Eurotiales; Aspergillaceae.